GAUAAGUUGGAGCAGGCUCAGCGGCCGCCGCCAUUUUGUGCAGUCGCUGGGAAGGAAGGGAGACGCCUAAACUGUGGCACCGCCCGGUUUGAGCGUGACCAGACCUCCCCGCUGUACUAACAGCCCCGAUUCUCUGUGUUUUGCUCCCGUCUCCGACGAGAGAGGCGGCGACGGUGGCGUCUGCGACGGGAGACAGCGCGUCGGAGCGAGAGAGCGCCGCGCCUGCCGCCGCCCCAACAGCGGAGGCGCCGCCGCCAUCGGUCGUCACUAGACCGGAGCCACAGGCCAUCCCUAGCUCGGCCAUUCGUGCCCCGCUCCCAGAUCUUUAUCCGUUUGGGACCAUGCGCGGAGGCGGUUUUGGGGACCGGGACCGGGAUCGGGACCGUGGAGGGUUUGGAGCAAGAGGUGGUAGUGGCCUUCCCCCAAAGAAGUUUGGUAAUCCUGGAGAGCGUUUACGGAAAAAGAAGUGGGAUUUGAGUGAACUCCCGAAAUUUGAGAAGAAUUUUUAUGUGGAGCAUCCAGAAGUAGCAAGACUGACUCCGUAUGAGGUUGAUGAACUCCGUCGAAAGAAAGAGAUCACAGUGAGAGGAGGCGAUGUCUGUCCCAAGCCUGUCUUCGCUUUCCAUCAUGCGAACUUCCCACAGUAUGUAAUGGAUGUGCUGAUGGAUCAGCAUUUUACAGAACCAACUCCCAUUCAGUGCCAAGGAUUUCCUUUGGCUCUUAGUGGCCGGGAUAUGGUUGGCAUUGCACAGACUGGCUCUGGGAAGACAUUGGCGUAUUUGCUGCCUGCAAUUGUUCAUAUAAACCACCAGCCAUACUUGGAAAGAGGAGAUGGCCCAAUUUGUUUAGUGCUGGCUCCUACCAGAGAACUUGCUCAGCAGGUGCAGCAGGUGGCUGAUGAUUAUGGAAAGUGUUCUAGGUUGAAGAGCACAUGCAUUUAUGGAGGGGCUCCUAAAGGUCCUCAGAUUCGAGACUUGGAAAGAGGUGUUGAGAUUUGCAUAGCCACUCCUGGGCGCCUAAUUGAUUUUCUGGAAUCAGGAAAGACAAAUCUUCGCCGAUGUACUUACCUUGUGUUGGAUGAGGCUGACCGAAUGCUUGAUAUGGGCUUUGAGCCCCAGAUCCGUAAAAUUGUUGACCAAAUCAGGCCUGACCGGCAGACACUGAUGUGGAGUGCAACCUGGCCAAAGGAAGUAAGGCAGCUUGCAGAGGACUUCCUGCGUGAUUACACCCAGAUCAACGUGGGCAAUCUGGAGUUGAGUGCCAACCACAACAUCCUGCAGAUUGUGGAUGUCUGUAUGGAAAGUGAAAAAGAUCACAAAUUGAUCCAACUGAUGGAGGAAAUCAUGGCGGAAAAGGAAAAUAAGACUAUAAUAUUUGUGGAGACAAAGAGACGCUGUGAUGACCUCACUCGAAGGAUGCGCAGAGAUGGUUGGCCAGCUAUGUGUAUUCAUGGAGACAAGAGUCAACCAGAAAGAGAUUGGGUACUUAAUGAGUUCCGAUCUGGAAAGGCUCCUAUACUCAUUGCCACAGAUGUAGCCUCCCGUGGGCUAGAUGUGGAAGAUGUGAAGUUUGUGAUCAACUAUGACUAUCCAAACAGCUCAGAGGACUAUGUUCACCGUAUUGGCCGAACGGCCCGGAGCACCAACAAGGGCACUGCCUAUACUUUCUUUACCCCGGGGAACCUAAAGCAGGCUAGAGAGCUGAUCAAAGUAUUGGAAGAGGCUAAUCAGGCCAUCAAUCCAAAAUUGAUGCAACUGGUGGACCACAGAGGCGGUGGCGGCGGAGGGGGUAAGGGAGGUCGCUCUCGAUACCGGACUACUUCUUCAGCCAACAAUCCCAAUCUGAUGUAUCAGGAUGAGUGUGACCGGAGGCUUCGAGGGGUCAAGGAUGGUGGCCGGAGAGAUUCUACAAGCUACCGAGAUCGCAGUGAAACCGAUAGAGCCAGUUAUGCUAAUGGCAGUGGCUAUGGAAGCCCGAAUUCUGCCUUUGGGGCACAAGCAGGCCAAUACACCUAUGCCCAAGGCACCUAUGGGGCAGCUGCUUAUGGUACCAGUGGCUACACAGCCCAGGAGUAUGCUGCUGGCACUUAUGGGGCUAGUAGCACCACCUCAACUGGGAGGAGCUCCCAGAGCUCUAGUCAGCAGUUUAGUGGUAUAGGCCGAUCUGGGCAGCAGCCACAGCCACUGAUGUCACAGCAGUUUGCACAGCCUCCAGGAGCUACCAAUAUGAUAGGCUAUAUGGGGCAGACUGCUUACCAGUAUCCUCCCCCCCCUCCUCCCCCUCCUCCUUCUCGUAAAUGAAGCUGCUUGGUGGGAGUGACUUGUGCAGAUUACAUCUAAAGGAACACUGUCUAUUCUUUUACCUUAUAGCCAUUUUUAUUUUUUCUUUUCCCAACCAUUGUGGUUUAUCUCUUUUUUUUUUUUUAAAUGCAGAUUAGUUAAAAUUCACUGCCAGGUUUCUUCUGCCCACCCAAAAGAUCCAGUCUGUAAUAACAGAUUUUGUACGGAUAUAUAUAGAUAUAUAUAUAUCUAUAUAUAUGACUAGAAAACAUUUUCUUCCCUGAUUUAAUGCAUGUAUUGAGCUAUUUUUCAUCUUAAAGGUAUUAGGCGCUUUUGUUGGAACCUGCUUAUUAUUGGGAGGGAGGGUAGGGAAGGAUGGAGUGUUCUGCAGAAGAUGGCAGCAUCUGUGCUUAAGGCUGUUCUCCUUACUGGGAGAAGCCAAGAGGGAUUUCAUGUGUGUUGUCCAUGGUGGGUUUUAAGUUACUGAAGUUAGAUUACUCGGCGUGACAGAUUUUAAGAUUUGUCAGUCAUUUUGGCUGAUGGUGUAGUAACAUGGAUUUGAGAGCUAAAAAAACCUAAUUGGUUUGCCCCUCUCUCCUGCAGUUACUAAAUAUUAACCAGGUUAGUGUUGAGUUUGAAAUCAAAUUUCUGAGUUCAAGCGACCUUUUUUAAGUUUAGAAAAACUACAAAGCAUUGUUUUUGCUGGGUAGACUGGCAUCUGGGUAGAGACUGCCUGGUUUUGCUCCCCAUAUAACCAGGGACCAUCUGAAAAGUUGAUUUCUUUAGCCAAAUAGUUAUGAGCAGUAAGCAUGCAUCAGUGUGUAGCAGAAGCUUCCUAAGCAGCUGAGUCUAUGGUGUACAAAAUGCCUUUAUAAAUGAUGACAUCCAAAUGGGCAGAUCGUCCUCUUAAAUUCAGUAUUUUUAGAGUUAGGGUGCCUUGUGGGCUGCUCUGCCCUCUUGGCCAGGCUCUCCUGAGCAGGACUCUACGGCCUGUUCUGUUUCAUAGCAGCUGGAGGCACUCGUCCUCGGCAUCCUUUUGCACUCAGCUUUUCACAGGUAGGUAGUGCUUAGGAAGCACUCUGGAGGACUAGAGCCCAGGUCCCCCUUAGUCUGCAGUGGGAAGGUGGGUUUGUCUCAUCCUUUUGUUAACUUGUUUUCUUCCUGAAACUUCCAAGAGCAACAGAUGCACCUGAAAAGAAUUUUUGCUCUUGUGUCACCCUAACAGGAUGGGACAGUAGAUGGCCCCGGCACCUGUGAGAAAUCAUCACAUGGUGGGGUCUUUUGUUUUGCUGUUACCUGUGCUGCUCAUUCACAGUACAGGAGGAGGCUCCACUUCAUUUCGUGGCUGUGCCCUCAGAGUGCUUGCUGCUUUGUAAAAGUCGUAACAAAACACUUGAGGUUUCCUUCAGGAAGAGAAAGGGGAUGGUUUUGAGGGCUCUGAAAGUAGGAUUCAGUGUGCGACACAACAGGUAGGUUGUCAGCAUAUGUUGGGUAUAUAUGUAUGUGAACACUUGGCAUCCUUUUGUUUUCCUUACUAUUUUACAGAAUAUGAAGCUGGGGGAGUGGUGGGCACAGAUGUGUGGCAACCCUGCUCUGUGCUUGAAACCAAAGUGUGUGUUCUGUCUGUCUCUCACCCUGCCAAAAGGAAGUGUCUAAUCAUGGACACUGACCAGCCUGACAGAUACUUCUUCAGAUUUACUUAUUAAGCAUCAUACCAUGGGCUGUCCUGUGCUACUGCAGCUCUUCAAAACACCCUUUCUGUUAAUGCCUAUGGAGAUGAAGCAGUAGCUAGGUUGCUUACCUCCCCUUUCCACCAGAAGUAUAAUCCAGAUAAAUUAACAGCUGAUUUACUACUUCAUGUGCUCUUUUGGCCUGGGUACGGCAGAAAACUAGCAGUUUUCCUAUUUAGUGCAAAUGACUUCUGUCUUCUUGUCUGUCCUUUGAGUUCUCUCAGAACAGGCCUAGGCAAGCCCUCUGAGCUGGGGUGAUUGCCUUUGUGUGGUUAACUCACUUAAAGAAAGGGCUUCAGUAUUAAGCUGUGAGCUGCUUCUCCUUACCCCUCCUGAACAAUUUAUUGUGCAGACUUCUCAUCUAAAAGGUUGGUGGCUUUUGCUUGGGAUCAGUGCUCUGCUAAUGCAUUUGCUGGUCUCUGAACACAUUCCUGUCAUUGAGACUUGAAUUGUAGGUGUGAUGUAAAGGCACAGGAUGCUAAGAGCUAUGUUACUACUAUUCUUAGUUUGUAAAUUGUCCUUUUGAUACCAUAUUGUUUUCUUUUGUAGGUAUAAAUAAAACAAUUGACAAUAAA
Messenger RNA from Arvicola amphibius (Eurasian water vole), 4584 nucleotides. It is a transcript of the gene Ddx17, whose product is annotated as DEAD-box helicase 17. Gene Ontology annotation, cellular component: cytoplasm; nucleus; ribonucleoprotein complex. The record is from RefSeq and is a predicted model, not a curated record. Gene Ontology annotation, molecular function: RNA helicase activity; RNA binding; ATP binding. The transcript is spliced from 13 exons. Lineage: Eukaryota; Metazoa; Chordata; Mammalia; Rodentia; Cricetidae. Bases 342 to 2300 code for a protein of 652 amino acids. Gene Ontology annotation, biological process: alternative mRNA splicing, via spliceosome.